Molecule: messenger RNA, 1524 nt
Organism: Drosophila ficusphila
Lineage: Eukaryota; Metazoa; Arthropoda; Insecta; Diptera; Drosophilidae
Exons: 5
Coding region: 135-1301 (388 amino acids)
Cellular component (GO): cytoplasmic microtubule
Source: RefSeq, a predicted model, not a curated record
AGCAGCUGGUUCAAAACUGUCAUUUAAACCUGUCCAGUACUUUACACAUAACGACGCAGUUUCCACUCGCCGUAGACAAAAGUAGAUUUCUCUAACUCCAGUCGCCUUGCUAAUUCUCCGGGAGCAGGUUGACCAUGUCGAAUACAUCAGUACGCCCGAUCCCAACGCUGAAGGGCAUCUUUUCGGUGCCGCGCGUCACGCAAUCCCGUAACUUCCUCAAGGAAAAUAAGGUGAGCCUUCGUUCGCUGGAGAAGAGCACCAGCCAGAAGUUGGCCGCCAAGGAGCCGGUACGUCCCAAAUGGAUGCCCCAGUUACGACGUACUUCCUCAGAAAUUAAGGAGUCUAAGGCGGAAAAGCCACCAGCUAGGUUAAAAGCUGCACAACAGAACUCGUUGCAGAACACCCGAAGCAGCUCACGUUCACAGCACCAGUUGGCCGUGGCCAUUCCUGCGGAUGGUGAACGGUUUGAUGGCCUCGAGGAGCGCAAUCCCAUUCUUUAUGAUCCCUCCGAGGAGGUGGAGGCGGAGAACUUUUUUGAGCCUUCGUCAGACCCGCUCUCUGAUCGCUGCCAAUCUUGUGGCACCAAUCGCAGUUCCACUAGCAUCGGGAUUCAGACCGAGGACAUUACGGAUGAACUAUACCUCACAAACGCGCUUAAAAAAUGCAGUUUCGAUGGCAGAUCUGUGAUCGAGGAGCCACGCACUAAGUACGAAGAUACCGACAGACCAUUUCGGUAUGAAAACGAGGAGGAACUGGAACAACUGCCGCUGUCGGCCCGCUCGAACUCCUCAAAGCAGAGCCGUUUUCACAUGUCGGAAAUGGAGGCAAUGCCCAUGACUGAGACUGAGCCCAUAAACUAUGGAGCUUCGGACGAUGAGGCACCACUUAGUGCCCGUAGCCGUUUUACAACGGCAUCCAAUGUAACAAAUAUCACUUCCAAGUCCAAGCGUCGUGAGCAUAAGCUGGGAUCUCGAGAUGAGGUACGUCUACCGCGUUACCUGGAGAAACAGAAGCGAGAAAAGGCGGUGGCCAAGCAACUUGCCGAUUCCCAGGACCCCGACUGUCCGCGCGGCCAUGUUCUGCUUAGCGAUCAGGAUCGACUGACCCACCUAACCAAUGCGCAGAAGCGCUACGACCUUCUCGUCAAUGAGCUAAAUCACAUGCCCAUGACUGCGCAGACCUUACGGGUGCGAAACCGUAAAGCAGAGAUUGACAAGGAGUUAACCAACGUGGAAGAGGACAUUCGCAUAUACUCGAAGGCAAAGGUCUUCGUGCUAGCCAACAAGUCUCGCCACCUCUAAGGACUCGUGCAGCUCCAAAAAUCUUCAAACGUUCCAACGACUGACUAAGCUUCAAGGAACAUGGAAUUCCCCUGACGAGUGUUCCUUUAAAGCGUGCCUUACGUUAAUUAUAUAUUUUUUAGCUGUGCCUUGGAUUACAGAGAUCAUUGAAAACACUCUGCCAACGUUCGAUCCUUGCAGCCAGCAACUAGUGUUAUAAAUUAAACGCAGCUCAUCAAACUUA